ACGUCGAACGGCAAACAACGCGACUUUCGCCAAAAAUAAAAACCAGAAUCGAAAUUCAAACGACGAAAUAUCACGCAUACGCCACGUAGAACCGAAAAUAUACAAGUGAAGUGAAGCUACCAAAAAAAAGAAAAAGAGAAACAAAAACAAAAGCCAAAAGAGGGGAAAAAGAGUUUACCGCCUGGGCUCGUUAGUGGAAUUUUUUGCAGCCUUUUGGCCAGUUUACGAGCGGCUCAGCAUAAAUUGCUGGUCUCCGCGUAUAAUACCCCCAACUCCGUUUCCCCAUUUCCCAUUUGCACGGCCGUAAUGAGGCAAUGAGACGGGUAGCCGGAAAAGCCACGUCGGGAGAAGCGGCAACAGCGGCGCAGCCAUGACAUCUGGAUCUGAAUCGGGAUCUGGAGUUUUCCGGAGUCUGGAGCUUUGGCCCCUGAACGAGUAAAGGAAACAGAGCGAGUGACAGAGAGAGAGAGCAAUGCUGCGCGAUAUCUUUCUGUAUUUAGUUCUAAUCGUUUUAUUUUGCUUCAUUUUCAUGGCGCAGUUAAUCGUCAACGUUUACGCCUUCCAGCGCCAGCCGUCGCCCCAAAAAGCGGAGCGCAAUGAAAUUAUAUUUGUAUAGAAAAGAGACAGCCGCUGGUAUAUAUAUACACUGAAAACAAUUCACACACACAUCAUAAAUGAAUACAAGGAGAAAAAGUUUCAAAAUAACAGCUAAAUAUACCGAGAAUAAUCAGACAUAAAUGCAAAGGCAUUUAUUUAUUAAUUAACCUUUGAAAAGAAAAUACACCUUACAUUUCAUGAAAAAAUAGGCAACAAAUAACAAAACUAUUUACCAAAUAUUAAUUAUUUUAAACUACAAAAAUGAACAACAGUCAAAAGUUGCUAAGUAAACAAGAACUUGUAUUUAAAAAUCAAGUUUUUGUUCUCAACAGAAAAUCAAUACACAAAUCAAAAUAAACCAUAAACAAAAUAACUAUCAUAUAAAAGUCAUAUUAAAUGAGGUCUAGAGUCUUAUGAUUUUCGUUCAGUGUAACCAACUUAAGGACAGAAAAAAGUAGAUAUGAGUUGGUGGCCCAAAUGAAGAUGCUACAAAGGCAACGGCGGCUAGAAGUCAAGCCGCGGAGGUUUCUAUUUAAUAAGAAGAGGAACUCAACUGGGUUCAACUUUCAGUUGAGCGGGAAAAGUGGGAAAAGGCGUGGAAAAUGACGGCGUGGAAAAUGCGGGGGGAAAAUGGGGCAGAAGCGGAUAUCAAAAAGAGGGGGUAGAUCACUGCUGAAGGAAGAUAAACCCUCGAAGAACUGUUAAACUAGGUUGCGCGCUAAUUAGUAACGGUAGUCUUGGGAGUGCACAACAUACACACAUCACUACACACCUAGAACACACACAAAACACUGA
This is a messenger RNA of Drosophila kikkawai, 1392 nucleotides long. RefSeq lists its product as uncharacterized. NCBI's taxonomy places the organism in Eukaryota, Metazoa, Arthropoda, Insecta, Diptera, Drosophilidae. The record is from RefSeq and is a predicted model, not a curated record.